UUCAGCACACACACAGACGAAUCGCCAUGAAGACUGUAGGAAUCAUCGCCCUGUGCCUGCUGGCAUGUGUCUUGCAAACUUACGCCGCCGGGUCCUGCUCGAACCGAUGUGGCUCCAAUAACAACAUUUACGACUGUCAGUGCAACUCGCAGUGCAUCAAUUAUCAAGAUUGUUGUGCGGACUACUUCAUCAAAUGCAAAGGAGUCGACAAGCUUUACGAGUCAGAUCUGACCGCCCUCGCCGGUGACCUCUGGAACCAAGAUGUCAACCGACUGAGUAGCUCACAGUACACUAUCAACAAACAGACAAAACUCUCCGACUAUGACCCAGCAGUCGACAGGAGUUCCAGCAAAUUCUUUACCUCCGUGAAGACAAGCAAUCUGAAGGGAACAUGGCCGUCCUUCCAGAAUCUUCUCAAUAAUUACGUCAUCAAAACCGGUACAUCGGAACAGGUCUCCAGUGGCGAAGAGGCUGAGAUGGACACGUUCAUGAACAAGAUCAUGGCGACAAGUGUGAUGACCACUACCUAUGAACUACUUAACGAAAAAGGUUACUUCGACGACAAGGCAUCUUUCAAGAAGUACGUAGAGGGCGUGUGGUUUAAUCUCUACACCCGUUCUUCAGGGAGUCUAGACUCUUCGGCCUUUGAACACACUUUUGUUGGAGAGAUCAAGAAUAGUGCUGUGUCUGGCUUCCAUAACUGGUACCAGUUCUAUCUCAUGGAAAAGACUGGUCGUCUCAACUAUUAUGGAUAUGUCGAGGAAGCCAAUCCUAAUCUGAUCCUGCUUCAAUUCAGCGUCGACAACUACGUCAAGAAGCUGUCGUCGCUCAUGCACGGCGUCAGUCCCGAGUUCGAGCUCGCUCUCUUCACCACUUGUUUUGUUUCGAAUCCGGGUUCUUCCUGCUCUUUCAAACUUCAGGGAAGCACGGUUAGAAUUCAAACGUACGACUACAAUGGCGGUUAUAUCGGAUCCGCUUUUUUUAACGUGUAGUAAUUAUUGUCCGAAGAAGAUAGACCACAUCGUCACCAUUUUAAGGA
This is a messenger RNA of Strongylocentrotus purpuratus (purple sea urchin), 1039 nucleotides long. Its product is annotated as poly(U)-specific endoribonuclease. NCBI's taxonomy places the organism in Eukaryota, Metazoa, Echinodermata, Echinoidea, Camarodonta, Strongylocentrotidae. Bases 27 to 992 code for a protein of 321 amino acids. Gene Ontology annotation, molecular function: RNA endonuclease activity. The record is from RefSeq and is a predicted model, not a curated record. The transcript has 6 exons.